UCAGUCAAGAAAGACAGAAAAAUGGAGAAGAAAGAGUUAUGGAUUAACUUGACAGAAGAAGAUUUAACCUUAGAAACAAAGACUCUAAUCUCUUCUCUUCCUUCAGAUGAACCUUACCUCGGUCUAAACCUAUGCAAGUACCAAGGUUCUUGGUAUUACUACAACUUCCUCCAAGGUAUCCUCAAUGUCCAGAGAGGUUUACAGCCUCAAGACACAGAUAUCAUCAUCGCAUCUUUCCCUAAAUCCGGUACCUUAUGGCUCAAGGCACUCACUGUGGCUCUUUUCCAAAGAUCAGAGAACCCUUCCUCUGGUGAUGAUCAUCCUCUUUUAUCCAACAAUCCUCAUGACCUUGUACCGAUUCUUGAGAUGCAUCUGUAUCGCGACACCCAUAAACCUGACUUGACCAAGAUUUCAUCGUCAUCUCAAAGGCUGUUCUCUACUCACAUGCCAUUCCAUACUAUGCAAGAAGCUCUCAAAUACUCUCCUUGCAAGGUAGUGUACAUUUGCAGGGAUGCUAAGGAUUGUAUGGUGUCACGUUGGCGUUUCAUCUGCAGGUGUCUGAACAAAGAGGAGGACAGAAGCAUUCUUGAGUCUAUGUUCGAGUCCUUCUGCAGCGGGGUUGCUUUGUUUGGUCCCUUUUGGGAUCAUAUCCUGAGUUAUUGGAAAGCUAGCUUGGAAAACCCUAAGCAUGUUCUGUUUAUGAAGUACGAUGAAAUGAAAACAGAUCCUCAUGGUCAGCUCAAGAAGCUUGCAGAGUUCUUGGGUUGUCCCUUUUCUGAGGAAGAAGAAAAAGAUGGAUGUGUGGAUGAGAUAUUGGAGAUGUGCUCUCUGCCUACGCUGACAAGUUUGGAGGUUAACAUGACCGGAGAAUCAGUCAAUGGCAUUGAUAACAAGAACCAUUUUCGUAAAGGGAUAGUGGGUGACUGGAAGAAUUAUUUAACUCCAGAAAUGGGGAACAAAAUGGACAUGAUCAUGGAAGAAAAACUCAAAGGUUCUGGCCUCAAGUUCUGAGUUAUAUUCUAAAAUGCAUUGUAAUAAUAAAGUAGCUUGUCUGAUGUAUGGUUCAUGCUUUGGUAUCCAGAGUUAUGUCAUGUGUUGUUUGUGUGUGUGUGUGUUUUCCCCUGGGUGUUGUUUGUGUUCUUUAAUAAAACGUACAUUUCUAUAGUAGGACCGGUUUUGAAGUCCUCAGUUCUAUAAUGACCCCGUCAAAAUCAAAGUAAA
Molecule: messenger RNA, 1221 nt
Organism: Raphanus sativus (radish)
Lineage: Eukaryota; Viridiplantae; Streptophyta; Magnoliopsida; Brassicales; Brassicaceae
Product: cytosolic sulfotransferase 3-like
Exons: 1
Coding region: 22-1011 (329 amino acids)
Biological process (GO): sulfation
Cellular component (GO): cytoplasm
Molecular function (GO): sulfotransferase activity
Source: RefSeq, a predicted model, not a curated record